This is a messenger RNA of Bufo bufo (common toad), 1501 nucleotides long. RefSeq names its product SEC22 homolog C, vesicle trafficking protein (gene SEC22C). Gene Ontology annotation, biological process: endoplasmic reticulum to Golgi vesicle-mediated transport. The record is from RefSeq and is a predicted model, not a curated record. Lineage: Eukaryota; Metazoa; Chordata; Amphibia; Anura; Bufonidae. Bases 287 to 1165 code for a protein of 292 amino acids. The transcript is spliced from 8 exons.
AACAGUUUGCGUUGCUCCUUUAAGAGUGGACCCUCCCAUCUGCACAUGCCCAGUGAGUAGCUGCGGCCUGGACGGGGCACUGGCGAUUGUCUGCACAGCUGUCACACCUGGAUCAUCCUGUAACCCCUGCACUGACAGCUCUACAAACAGGGUAAAGCUCGUCACUGCGCUGGGUCGGACUGUUGAUGUUUGAACCCCACCCACUGGAAGACCCCCACUCUGGACCGGCUGUGUGGCCUGGGUGCCACAGAUGGUGACUUCAUGAGUCGGACAGCAGUGGCUACCUAUGAUCCUGUACGCCUGCAUCGUGAGGCUGCAGGAUGGUCUCCCGCUCUCGGCUUCCACAGAUUUCCACCCGAACAAACAAGUGUUGGAGUGCAAGAGAUGGCUGAGGAGGUUAUGUGUGAACCUGUGCCAGCGGCCGGCCAGGGGCACUGCUAUGGUGUGCGACCACAGUAUCCAUUUCCGCUCGGCAGGUGACGUUUCCUCUCUGACCAUCUGCUCCAGCAGUUUCCCAUCGGCCGCGGCGUUCUCAUUCCUGGAGGAGCUCAUCUGGGAGUUCUCAUCCUCCUACAAUAGCACCGCCAUCGCUCUGGCAUCCAGACCCUACACCUUCCUGGAGUUCGAUUGUGUCAUACAACGUGUGAAACACAAUUAUAACGAUGGCGCUAGCCCGCCAAUCCACCCGGACCGCGGCACCACGCCUGUCACUGUCCAGUUUGAGGAGGUAGCGGAGCUCAAUGGCGUUGCAAAUGGGCACACAGCUGCACAAGUGAGCCCAGCCAAUCACAGAAUGGGUCCGGUGAGCCUCCUGGGUAUCCUGUCGCUGACGCUGAACAUCAUGUGCGCUGCGCUGAACCUCAUCCGAGGAGUUCACCUGGCUGAGAACUCAUUCCAGGACGGAUAUGACAAUGCAGGAAGAGUUCUGGCUUUUCUCAUGGCUUUUUCUGCGUCUAUAUUACAGUGUUACCUCUACCUUUUCUACUGUCCGUCCCGCACCUUGAAAUCCUGGGGACUGCUCCUCGGCAUCGGCCUGUGUAACCUGCACUUGUACGGACUGCGCAGCCUGUGGCAGAUCGGCUUCCAUGUCUUUGUGGCGUUCCUGUCUGCGGUGCAGAUCGUGACCCGGAGACCUCUGGACAGACACAGUGACUGUGGGGUGUGACGACGGGCGAUGGACGCCUCUUAUUUAUAUGACUAUUAUUUAAUCUUUUUUAUAAAUGAACAUACAAGAACCUUCCUGACAAUUACUAUGCUCCUGCACUCAAUCGUUAUAAAUCAGGCCACUAGGUGGCGCUGUUCUGUGGCCACUAGAUGGCGCUGUUCUAUCCCGCACUUCAUCAUUAUAAAUAGGACCACUAGAGGGCGCUGUUUUGUGUGUCCAUUAGAAUUUUAUUUUGUGUUUUAUCUAAUGGCCACUGGGGGGCAGUAUGCCUCUUUAGCAGGGAUGCCCAACCUGCGGCCCUCCAGCUGUUGCAAAACUACAACUCCCAGCAUGCCC